UAUCCGCAUGGGGAUCUGGGCGGGGGGAUCGCGGAGGCGAGGAUGGAGAGCAUCGCGCACAUUCCCGACCGUCUCGUCGCGCACUCGCACCGCCCACUCUUCUUGGUUAUCCGCACCCCCUUCGCGCUGUCUUGCCUUGUCCGCAACCCCCCCGCGCUCUCCGCGUGACACACGGCUGCUUUCGGUUCGUUCUCUCGUCUGUUGCGCGUGCCGCCCCAUCCCCGCCUCCGCCUGACGUCGCGAGCAGCGCGGGUUUGCGCGAGCGCGGGGACUCGGCGGGUGGAGGCAGAAGGUGGUUGAAGCAGGGCGGGGAGCGCGGAGGGGCCGGUGGGAACGUGCGACUACGGCGGGGCGGCGAGCGCGGAAGAGUGGUGUUGAAGCGCGGAUGUACGGUGGCGGCGCGGCGUGGCAUCCCGUUACAAGCGGCCUCGAUUGACCACGUGGUGACGCUCCCCAG
Closterium sp. Naga37s-1 is the source of this 457-nucleotide messenger RNA. The record is from the annotation of a GenBank genome assembly. NCBI's taxonomy places the organism in Eukaryota, Viridiplantae, Streptophyta, Zygnematophyceae, Desmidiales, Closteriaceae.